AUGACCAAAAUUAUUACCUCAUCAGUGUUCAACAUCCAACACUUGAAUAAAGUGACCGAGGAUGGAAGACCAAUCAUCAAACUUCCUAAUAGUGGCGACACUAGGGUCUUGAAGUUGAAUAAAGAAGAUUUGAUUGUUUCCGAGCCAGCAACCCCGAGAAGAUUGAGGAGAUACUCAAACUCUACAGUGGGUGUAUUGUUAGAAACUAUCUCCUGGAGGAAGACUGCGACCAAAUUCUUAAAGACAUCUCUCCCCGUUUAA
Molecule: messenger RNA, 261 nt
Organism: Kuraishia capsulata CBS 1993
Lineage: Eukaryota; Fungi; Ascomycota; Pichiomycetes; Pichiales; Pichiaceae
Exons: 1
Coding region: 1-261 (86 amino acids)
Source: RefSeq, a predicted model, not a curated record